AUGGCCUCCCGCCAGGAUGCCUCCAGGGAUGCAGACAUACAUAGAUUCUGGCAGUGUAUACUUUUGCUAACUGGAGUUAUCACACAGUGCCAGGGAGCUGACAUUCUGUCAGUUAUGUCAGUUCCAAGCAAGAGCCACAUGGUCUUUUUGUCACCACUGCUUCAUGAACUAGCACAGAGAGGACAUAAUUUGACUGUGAUUAGUCCAUUCCCACAGUCUCCCCCGGUCAAGAACAUAAGAGAUAUUAAAUUGAACGUCACAAUGGACAGUUUCCGAAAAGAGAGAAACAUGUCCCUGUUUGAAAUGGGUGAAGUUAACCCAUUUAUUUUACUUCUCUUCUCUAGCACCAUUGGAAGUUCAAUGUGCAAGAAUGCUAUCAGUACACCAGAAGUACAAGAUCUAAUAACAUCCAAUAAUCAGAAGUUCGAUCUCCUCAUAGCUGGAGUUUUCACAGAGUGUUUUCUUGGAUUGGCUCACAAGCAUAAUGCCAGUAUUAUACAACAAAUUCCUAAUACUCUAGCAUUUGUGAUGGGUGAUGCAGUUGGCAAUCCUGCUGCAUAUGCCUACAUUCCUGACAUAAUGCUUGAUAUUCCUGUGAAUAUGAAUUUUUUACAAUGGACAUUAAACAGUGUGUAUGGGCUCCUUGUUGAAUUACUGCGAUUCUUUGUUUAUGUGCCCAAUCAACAAGAAAUUAUGUUGUCAUAUUCUAAGAAUAUUGAUAAUUUACCAUCUGUUGAGAAAUUGUUCAAAAGCAGUUCCCUGGUUCUCAUCAACAACCAUGAAAGCCACUAA
Messenger RNA from Schistocerca piceifrons (Central American locust), 792 nucleotides. Its product is annotated as UDP-glycosyltransferase UGT5-like. The coding region runs from base 1 to 792 and encodes 263 amino acids. The record is from RefSeq and is a predicted model, not a curated record. The transcript is spliced from 3 exons. Lineage: Eukaryota; Metazoa; Arthropoda; Insecta; Orthoptera; Acrididae.